Messenger RNA from Musa acuminata AAA Group (dessert banana), 2346 nucleotides. Its product is annotated as probable receptor-like serine/threonine-protein kinase At5g57670. The record is from RefSeq and is a predicted model, not a curated record. Bases 459 to 1709 code for a protein of 416 amino acids. Gene Ontology annotation, molecular function: protein kinase activity; ATP binding. Gene Ontology annotation, biological process: protein phosphorylation. The transcript is spliced from 7 exons. Lineage: Eukaryota; Viridiplantae; Streptophyta; Magnoliopsida; Zingiberales; Musaceae.
UGAUUGCUCUUUUUUUUGGGGAAGAUAAAAAGUCCAGUCUCAGUUGCUGUUGCUGCUUUGUUCUAUCUAUAUCUCAAUUAUUCUUACUUGAGAUUCCAGCCAUGGCUCAACUGCUCAAGAGCUAUUAUCUAUGUGAGAACUAAAGCCCAUAUAUGCUACAAGGAAGACAAAUGGCAGAGACAGUGACCUACUGCUGCUGAUUGUUCCACCUAUUGCUCAAUUGUUCUUCCAUUUUGAGUGCCAUCUAAAGCUCAAAUGCAGAAAGAACUAUCAGCACCAAGUAACAACAAGCAUUUGAGUUCCAAGGACCACCUUCCACACAACCAAAGCACAUAUGUCACAGGGAAGACAGUGGCAGAGAAAGUGACCUACUUCCAUCUACAAAAUUCCCCUUCUUCUCUUGCUUGUUGUAUCUAACCAUCGUACCCAAAAAAAAAUGCUUCCUUGUAUCCCUUGGAAUGCAAAGCAUCAUCUCCUCUGUUUUGCACACAGCUUUUCUUACUUUACUCCUCCAAUUAAUGCUUCUGCAUCUUCCUCCACUUCCCCUUUGCUUUGAGGCUUCUCUUCGUCGGCUUGCUGGAUUGCAGAGCAGAAGAAUGAGGCAGUUGUACAGCAAGAGCAGAAGCCUCAAGCGCCUGAUGUCUGUCGCCAUCGGAAGGAGGAGCAGAGAAGAAGAGAGCACAGAAGAGAUUGCCGCCCCUGUGAAAUCAACCUGGAGAUGCUUCUCCUAUGAAGAAAUCCACGCAGCGACCGACGGUUUCCACAAAGAUAACUUGGUGGGCAGGGGAGGGUACGCGGUGGUGUACAGGGGAGUGAUGGCAGACGGGCAGGCGAUAGCCGUGAAGACGAUGGUGGGAGCCUCCACGGACGAGCAGAGGGAGAAGGACUUCUUGACGGAGCUCGGUACCGUCGGCCAUGUGCGGCAUCCCAACGUCUCCGCUCUCCUGGGUUGCUGCAUCGACCGCGGCCUCCAUUUGGUCUUCGAGUUCUCUUCGCGCGGCUCCGUCUCCUCCAAUCUCCACGAUGCGAGUUCACCACCAAUGGCUUGGAAGCUGCGGCACGGCAUCGCGGUGGGCACCGCCCAUGGGCUUCAUUACCUGCACAAGGAGUGCCCGCGAAGGAUCAUCCACAGAGACAUCAAGGCCUCCAACGUCCUCCUUACUGCAAAUUUCCAACCUCAGAUCUCAGACUUCGGCCUUGCGAAAUGGCUUCCGUCAGAGUGGACUCACCGCGCCAUCUCGCCGAUCGAAGGCACAUUUGGAUGCCUGGCGCCGGAAUAUUUCAUGCACGGCAUCGUGGACGAGAAGACCGAUGUGUUUGCGUUUGGUGUCUUCCUGUUAGAGAUCAUAUCAGGUCGGAAACCGGUGGAUGGAUCUCACAGGAGCUUGCUCAGCUGGGCUAGACCUUUUCUAGAUGAUGGCAGCUUACAGAUGCUGGUUGAUCCAAGAUUAGGUGAUGAUUAUGACAUGGAGCAGCUGAAAAGGCUCAGCUUUGCAGCCUCUCUCUGCAUCAGAGCAACAGCAUCAUUGCGGCCUUCCAUGACUGAGAUACUGGAGCUAUUGGAGGGUGGUGAGAUUUCACAAGAUCGAUGGAAGAUGCUUGAGGAGGAAGAGGUGGAAGAAGAGUUUUGGGGCUUUGAUGAUCUUGACGACGACGACGACGACGGCGACUGUGAUACUCCCUCAACACCUUCAACAGGCAGUUCUUAACCAUGACGACACAGUAGCAUUUAGAUAGUGUGAUGUUUAUGUACUUAAUCUAGUAGGUAAAGGCCUUCCAAACCAAACUACUUAUUUGGGAAGCAAGCACAUGAACAGAAUGGCAUCACCUGACUGUCUUCUACCAUCACUACUAUGGAAAGGCAAGUGCAGCAGUUCUGGUUCUUUGUCCAGCUUCAACACAGACAAGGUAGAAACCUAAAUGAUUAGUUGAGGUAAGAUUAGAAAUCAUGUUGGGUUGCAGAGGAAUGGUGGUUGAAAGUUGAUAGAAAGAGGCCAUGAAUAUUCUACCAAAUUGCACAGUAACAAGAAACACCACAUUCAAGACAGGUCAAAGGCUUUUGGAUUCAUCUCCUUUUUGGACUAUCCUGUGCACAACACUGCUCUCCAAACUCAUCAAGAAAACUCAGCAAGUUAGAGAAGCAGAAGAUGGAUUAUCUGUUGUAUAGUUUUGUUAUUUAUCUGCAGGAGUCUAAUCAGAUUGCUCACAGGCUUGCAAGUUUUUGGAAAAACUACAUGUACUCCUCUCUUUUGCAAUGCAACUGAUCAGAUAAAACUUUGUAAUGAAUAUUUAGAAGUUGUCUAUUUUAUGAAGGAUGCUGAUGGCCAGCUUUGUUCAAAAGAGAAA